AUGCAGAUGUGCUCAUGUCGGUAUAUCGCUCCACACGUCUCACCAGGCCGAGGCGCUGAGCCACCACGUCUUUGCUUGACCCCAGCUCCAACGAGAACAUCAAAGCUUCGCCCAGACGACGAUUACGCUGCUGAAUCUUGGGGAGAAGACUUGUCUAUGCCACGCGGGAGGAUAUUAUUGUAUUUCUCAUUUGUGUUCCGCGCAAGCGAGCGGAAAGCCCAGGCGCUUCAAAUUUCUGGCAUUCUGCCACUCUACUUCUUGUUCUGUCCGGAAAACGGAAGACAUGGAUCUUUUCCUUCAUAG
Molecule: messenger RNA, 303 nt
Organism: Pseudocercospora fijiensis CIRAD86
Lineage: Eukaryota; Fungi; Ascomycota; Dothideomycetes; Mycosphaerellales; Mycosphaerellaceae
Exons: 8
Coding region: 1-303 (100 amino acids)
Source: RefSeq, a predicted model, not a curated record